Mercenaria mercenaria is the source of this 1734-nucleotide messenger RNA. RefSeq lists its product as uncharacterized. Lineage: Eukaryota; Metazoa; Mollusca; Bivalvia; Venerida; Veneridae. The record is from RefSeq and is a predicted model, not a curated record. The transcript has 2 exons. The coding region runs from base 397 to 1236 and encodes 279 amino acids.
UAUUGAUAAAGUUUAACAUGCAAAAUUUGUAACGAAACUUGAUUUGUUAAAAGGAUUUUGGCAAGUUCCUAGACAGAGCAAAUCAAGUUUCAACAAUGUUUACGUCUAGAGGAUUAAUUUAUUACAAUGGCAUUGGGAAUGAAUAAUUUCUCCUGCAACAUUUAGAUGGCUUGUAAAUUUCAAUAUUUAUGGACUUAAAGGAUGUGAUGGAUAGAUUAAAUAUGUCAUAUAUACAUGUACCAUGACACUUUGCAAAGUCAUCUGUUGACCAUAAAGGAUUUCUUCAAAAGAGUCAGUGAAGCAAACUUGACAAUUAAUUGAUCAAAAAGUGAAUUUUGUAAAAGCUUGUUACUUUCUUAGGUCAAGUUGUUGGAUAGGGUCAAGUAAAAAUGAUUGAUGCUGCUAAGGUUGAAUCAAUUUUUUCAGUUUGACACCAGGAUACACAAUUGCCUUCAAGAAUAUACAAGAUCCCAAAACAAAGUGCUACACAAUCAUGUUCCCCCUAGGAUUGUUCAAUAUGGAAUUGGUGGAACUGCGACAACACUACAGUUUCAAAUUUUAUGUGUUUUGAUGGCUAUUAUUCAUGAAGAUGAAGUAAACUCUGUCGGUUGUUACUUCAAUAAGCAGCCGUCAGCUAAGUAUACCGUUGUCAAAACUCAUGUCAUUCGAGAUAUUAUGAUUCGGUCAUUACCUUUGAAUUCUUGGAUUUUCAUAACAUCUAGUAACUCAUUGCCUGUCAUAAAAAAACAAGAGCUCGAAUUGACUAAACGUAAGAUUAAAAAUAUGAAAAUAGAAAUCCCAUAUAUAGCUGACAUUAGUAUGGUUUCUAAACGUGGUCAUUUCAUUGCGUAUGAAUACCAGUCUAUAUUUCGUGUAUCAGACAAACAAAUGGAGAAAGUGACUGAAUACCUGCGCUACUGGGAUAUACUAAGAGUAUGUUGCGGAAAACAAAUGUCGGCGGACUGGCGAUGGCAUUUAUUGCACACAAAACAUUUUACACCACACCAUGAGCUACACAGUUCAUCAUACCCAGCCUGCGAAAUGUACAAUAUCAGUGCAGUAGAACAGCUUUUUAUAAAAACAAAUAUUUAUCAAAAAUAUGCACACGGACCAUCACUACAUGAUAUUAUUGGAAAAAUAUCAAAUGUUGACGGCGAUAUGGAUGGUCAUUAUUGCGAGCGCUGUAGCAAAAAUAUUUCAGAAAAAUAUUUAGGAUUUAACCAAAAUUGUGCUUAGGAAAGGGUUAUAAGAAACAGUCAGUUAUAAAAUCUUAAGCUUAAUCAGCGCCUUUGUCUUCUAGCCACGUGAAGAGUUCCAUUUUCUAAACAUUCACGCUAGCAGUGAAAUAACAGUUACUAAGUUUAAAAGAAAUACUGUUUUAUCACAUAAUGCAAUUCAAUGUGGAUGCUGCUUUUCUUCAAUGAAAACUGGACAUGACUAAUUAAUUUGUGCAAUUUUGGUCAGACAGUAGUACGGUAAAAAUAAUUUUGAAUAGCGAUAAAAAACGUGAUUUUAAUAAAAGAUAUCUGAAUAUAUGUGAUUUAUUACGGCAAUUACAAUAACCAGCACUCUCCAUAUUCCGAACAUCUACAGGAGGGUUGAUUUUUUGUCUUAAUACUUAAAACGUGUCCAAUUAAAAGAAAUGAAGGGGAAGCUGCUUUUAUUUUUUAUACCUUUUUUUAAUAUUGUGACUUCAUAUUUCAGUUUACCUGUAAGAAUAAAAAUAAAACCUGA